Molecule: messenger RNA, 1704 nt
Organism: Larimichthys crocea (large yellow croaker)
Lineage: Eukaryota; Metazoa; Chordata; Actinopteri; Sciaenidae
Product: transmembrane protein 198
Exons: 5
Coding region: 334-1341 (335 amino acids)
Cellular component (GO): plasma membrane
Source: RefSeq, a predicted model, not a curated record
GGACUUGGACAGCAGAUGGUCUCCCUCUCAGAGUCAGCCGUCAGCUGUUCAUAUGAGCACAGGUCGGACACCGAGCCUCACACACAGUUCAUAGAGGGAACCAAACAGACUGCUGACAAACUCCUGACAGCUCACUCUGAAGAUACUUUUACUCUGAAGACAUGCCUUGUUCCAGGUGCAUAACAGGAAACAGUUCAGUACAAGUUCUUCGUGCAGGAGCUUCCUCUUUCCCUGGACCCUGCAUGCAGGAUGUUCUGGUUACCCCCCUUCAAUGAACAAAGCGGUUUCACAUCCAGAACAACCACACAGCAAAAGAAGUAAUAAUCCUGCAAGAUGGCAGUCACUUCACUCUAUGUUACAGAGGAGCCAGGAGCUGGCUUAGCUGAGGUGGACAUAUGCACGCCUGAGAUUAAUAUCAAGUAUGAAGUCAUCCCAUCUAUCGUCUGCUCCGUCUGCUUCUCAUUCGGCCUCAUCUACUGCUUUUUCGGAUACCGCUGCUUCAAGAUGGCCAUGUUCUUCUCUGGCUUCAUGUUCAGCUCAGCAGCCGUACUCCUGUUGUACCAUAAGGAGCCUUCGUUGGACGUCCGGUUGGGAACAGAGACAAAAGCAGGGAUCGGCCUGGGCGUGGGUGUGCUCUGCGGGCUCAUGACCAUGCUGGUGUCCACUAUGGGACUCCUCCUCAGCGGCCUACAGCUUGGCAGCCUGCUCUCCCUCGCCAUCCUGGCGAUUAUCGGACAGUUUCACAGCCUUACUCCGGUGUGGGUGCCUCUCGGCGCCGUGCUGGCUGCCAGCAUUGUCACUGCUGUCUUCACACUUCAGUGGCAGAAACUGUUUACCAUCAUCUACACAUCUGUGUUUGGAGCAGCCACAGUGAUGCUGUGUGUGGAUUACCUGCUGGGGACAUUUAUGCUGCCAGAUCAGGUGUAUGAUCUGCUCUGUCAAGUUGCCCCACGUCCACUCUGCUGGUUUAACUGGGCAAUCACUGGGAUAUGGCCAGUUUUGAGUCUGAUAGGUGUGCUGGUGCAAUGGAGGUUUACUGCCAAAGGUGUAUCACACAGCGAAGCUGAGCACAAUAAACAGAAGAAACAUGCCAAGAAACACAGAUAUACUGAGUCAAGAAGAAGACCGCAGAGGCAUCGUUGUCGCAGGCCUCCACCACUGAAACGCUACGCUGGGGACGUCCUGGCACCGAGUUACCUCCAGAGCCUUCAGGAGCGCCAGAUGGGAACAGGCUCGUCCACCACCAGCGUCAGCACCAUCACACACACUCUGAUUGACUUUGACUUUGAGACGGGCUCCAUGGUGCCUCUGACUGCUUCCUCUCCUCUCUUUACAGUCUGAAAUAUCAAUCACGCUGAUAAUCAAACAUUCCUUUGAAAUGUUCACUACUUCCACGAACACUUUAACCAUUUGGAUUGCUGGUGUGAAUCCAGUUUAACUGGCUUUGUCAUAUAAUGGUCAACAUGCACACAUUCCUCCAAAUGAUGACAGCACUUAAUAACACGACAUACGCAGUCAUCAGACUGCCGAUCAUCAGUUUAUCUCACAGAGACUUUGUGUUUUGUUUCACAUAUUCACCACGUGUCUAGAUCAUCGUUCAUUUGAGGUAAACAAUGAAUUCAUACCGUUAUGCAAUGAACUUAAUGAACACAAACAUGUGGGAAAAUGUUGGACAAUGAACUAAUAAACCUUUAUUGGAUUUAA